AUGGCACUGCCUCUGCUAGGGCUGGGGCUCCUUGCUCAUGUUUUGCUGGACGUUAAGAAGGUUCCGGCAGCAGAGAGGCUGUGCGCCACAACCCCCUGUGUAUUGGAAUUCCCCAGAGAAUCGCCCGGCAGCUCCGUGAUCGUGGGCUCCUGGCUCAGUGGCAGCGCCAGCUCCCCUGCCGCCGUCAUCGGUGCCGAGGCCAGACUCCGGGGGAUGGGGCAUCCCGAGAAACGAGACUGUACCCUGCUGGUCCGUGCCACCCCCCAAGAUCUGACCCCCAAACCAGAGCUCUACGUUCCCGACCCCCUCGUGGUUAGGGAGCCGGGGACUGUGACCUGCACCAUUGAAGGCACCUGUGAAGGAACCCGAGCGGCCUCCCUGCCCGGGGAUCGGCCCGCCGGCUCCAGCGACGCCCCAGUGCUACACUUCACCCCAAGGCCGGGGGCCCGCGGCAGGCCCCGCCGAUGUCACAUGAACUUGGCCUGGGAUAACCUGACCAGGAGCGGCGAGGUUGAGGUCCAGGUGGUCUCACCUGCCAGGCUGCUCAGCUCCUCCUGCACCGUGGAGAAGACGCUGCGGUGCCGCUGCGCCUUCCACGGGGUCCCCACGCCCUCCGUGCGCUGGUGGCUGGGCGGCGCCCCCGCGGGCGACAGCAGCCUGCCCGCGACUUCCAGCGCGCUGGGCCCCUGGGUCAACAGCACGGUCCACCUCGUCGGGGAGCCGGAAGUGCUGAGGACGAUCCACUGUGAGGGCAGGAACCCGUAUGGAACCCACACAUCCCACAUGUUCCUGCUGGCCGGUGAGUGACAGCGUCCGGACGUGUUCCUGAGAGGGCUGCUCCAGGGCGUCGUGUACGGAGCCCUCGCGGCCGCCCUGCUCUGCUUCUGCCUCGUGCUGCUCGCGAGGAAGGUGCUUCAACCGUGGAAAGAAAACGAAGCCGUGGAGACCAGAGAGGCCGGGACCCCCGUGAAGCCCGGGGUGCUGGGGCAGCCGCUCGGGCCCAGGGGUGUCUGA
Molecule: messenger RNA, 1014 nt
Organism: Lepus europaeus (European hare)
Lineage: Eukaryota; Metazoa; Chordata; Mammalia; Lagomorpha; Leporidae
Product: sialic acid-binding Ig-like lectin 11
Exons: 6
Biological process (GO): cell adhesion
Cellular component (GO): plasma membrane
Molecular function (GO): sialic acid binding
Source: RefSeq, a predicted model, not a curated record